UUCUUGGCAAUGGGAAGUGGAGAGCAACUGCUUUAAUAAAAUUUUGAUAAAGAAAGCAAGCUCUGUAAAGAAAGGAAAGAAAGGCAGACAAAACAUGUUCAAAAUGGCGUGAAAUUUAUUAUAUAAACAAUAACACAUUUUCAACGCACGUAAACGUCACGUUGUCCAUACUAGCACGAUGAAGUCUUGUGGUUUUGGCUGUACGAGGCAGACACUCAUCUCUUUGAAUGUGAUGUAUAUAGUAAGUGAUACAUCUUAAAAAUAUACAAAACCAGAAAUGUAGUUUAAAUUAAUAGCCUUGUCCAAUAUUAUACAGUUUGCAGUAUAUGUACAGAAACUUUCACACUAGUACAAAGAAUAUACCAAUGUGUUCUUUAUGUUUAAAACUCAGAUUUUCUGCUUUCAUUUUCAAAAACGAUUCAAACCAACAUAUAACAGGCCAGGUGUUAAAAAUAAUAUAUAUUAGGAUUUAAUAUUGGACAAUGUGAAAUAUAUUGAUUACUGAGAACUACAGCUGCCAUAUUACGAUUGUAUGAGAUUUUUCAGUUAGGAAAAAAAAGCAAACAGUUCAUAGGCUGUAUGUGAUAUAUUAUCUGAGUUGAGGGGCCCCUAUACUUUUUGCGUGAAGCGUGAAGGGCUUAUUUUACUUAGCUGUGAAACGUGAUCGGGCCCCCUAUAAUUUUUGUGUGAAGCGUGAAGGGCUUAUUUUACUUAGCCGUGAAACGUGAUCGAUGAUUUUCUUAAUCCGUGACUUGUGAAAAGGCAAAAUAUUUUUACGUGAAAGCAUAUUAUGAAGAGGUAUAGGGGGCCCUCUGAGUUGAUGUCAUCAAUUUUUCAUCUCACUAUCUCCAGACCAUUGGCAUUGCCAAAAAUGGGCGUCACAUUGUCUUCAAUAGCAAGUGUCAAAGUUCAAUUUUCCUGUUUGUCGAUUGGACCAAACCAUAUCACGUGCCGGUCCACAAAACAAGUUCACUGCAUGCUUUUUUUGCAAGGGGGCAACUGGUCAACAAUGAAACAAUUAUUGACUGGUCAAUAAUAAAACCAGAAGUGGGACACAAGUAGGCUGAGGCGGUUUUUCGGUAUACCAGACAAUACUUUUUUUUUUAAAAACUGGUUUUUCGGUUUUGCCAAAGUACAAGUACCGAAAACCCCCGGAAAAAGACAAAGAACUGGGAAAAAACAAGAUAAAAAGGCUAAUGUUUCAGCUAAUUCUAGCUGAAAACUUGUAAAAUAAUACAUUCUUUUAACAUUGUCUUCUUACUUUGUAUUUUUAUACCUCUGUAAGCUUUUGAGAGGGUGGGAAGGGGUAUGGAUCACGUUUCACAAUGAAAAAAAAAGCUGUUUCACGAUUCACAUGUCAUAAAAAAGCAAUUUCACGGAAAAGUAGAUCCAAAUAAAAUAACAUAAUAAUAAUAGGUUUAUUAAGAGUAUGUUUAAUGCAUGGUACAGUACCACACUUUAAGUUCUCUCACUUCUCUGCCUGGCAGUUAAAAACUACACCAUAACUUAAAAAGUUUGAGUGACGAGUAUGUCCGACGACCACCGAAAGGCCUCCAAAGUUUUUACUCUUGUGCAAUCGAGUGAGAUCAUAUAAAUUGAUUAUCGCGUAUCAUGUCUAUUAUGACUAUUACUGACGAAAUAGAUCGAAAUAGAUAAAGCAAAAUCAUAGUUCACGAAACAGACACUUUAAUUCUCAUUUCACGGAGCAUUUUUAUUGAAAAUCACGCCUCACGGCUGUAGAACAAAUCACAUUUCACGACACUAAAAUCAAGCAUUUCACACGAACAAAUAUUGACCAUUCACGGCUCACGAAAAUACCCUUUCCCACCCUCUUUUGAUAUUAAGCAUCUAAAACCAAAAUUCUUCACAUAAUAAAAACAUGUGCUACACGGUUUUAUGUCUGUGUGUUAUUUAUAGAUUAAAAACCAGUUUUUUCGGGUUUUUCUUGAUGGUUUUCGGUUUCAGUUUUUUUCAAGAACCGCCCCAGCCUAGACACGAGCUGCUCACGUUAACCAGCAAGUUCAAGGCAAAGUUCUGUCAGGAAUUUCUGCAUGUUACUGAGACUUUGACACUUACUAUACCAUAUAAUAAAAACACUUAUUGACAGAGACCUUGGGAAAACAGCAUAUUUUCUGGACCCGCUGUUGUUGCUCUCGGGAAAUGUUACAAUUUUUGCAUACGUCAAUUUGUAAUAAGUGGCUAAAUAUUAAAAAAUACCUAAAGGAAAUUGGAAGGAAUUCUUACAGUACUGAAACCAGGGUUUGAAUUAGCAGGUCGCAAAUUGCAAUUUACAAGCCAAGUUUUGGCAUUUGCGAAUCGAAAAUUUUUAAUAAAAUGCGGUAGUUUUAAAUUUUUGCAUUCAACGUUUUGUUUUUAAAAAACAUGUGAAACAAAGAAAUAUAAAUGAAAUAUUUAUGCAAUUCGGGCAGUGUAUUCAGUUUUCACUUGUCUCCAUCUACCAAACUGAGUUUAACUGACGUUACGUCAUUUGAUCAAUUUCUAAAGUGUUUCUUUUUGGAUUUUUUUUAUUAAUUGCAUUAGGGUUAGAGUUGGGUUGUGGUUAGGUUAAGGGUUAGGGUUAGAGUAAAGGUAGGGUUUGGGUUAGUUACAUAUAGGGUGAAGCGGUUUUUUCGGUAAACCAAAAAAAAAUUAUGUUUUUUGAAAACCAAAAUACUUGAUGUUACUUUUGGAGAAAAAACAGAAAAUCGAAAAACCCGAAAAAACCCCGGGAAAACGAAGAAAAAAACAAAGAAAAAUCAGUAUUUUACUAAAAUCGAACCAUACUUAUAUGAGUUUGUUAAAAUGAAUCAAGUUUUGGCAUUUACACACGAAGAGAUUUUGUUUGAAAUUUGAUAACUUCUUCAAAAUACCUUACAUUUAAUAUCUUGUGUGAGUACUGAGUAGCAUGUUGUGUCUUUUUUACCGUAAAAAAAACCCCGGUUCACUCGUUUUUUUCCGGUUGUUUUUUGGGGUUUUUGUAUAAACCGCCUCAGGCUAGUUACAUAGCCAUUUAACACUUCUUCCAUCUUCUGAAAAUGACAUCAUGUCAGUUUGGUAGAUGGAAGGAAACAACCAGUGUAUUCGGGACCUAAAAUUGACCUCCUUGUAAAAGAUUUUCACGCAUUAUGAACAUAAAAUCCCAUUGGCAAUAAAAUACACAUAGCGUCCCUUUUUUGUCCACUUAUAGUAAAUUGUUAACAAUAUACUGUCUUCGAUUAACUAUAUUCUAUUUCGGGAGACAAAUAGUGUGUUCACUUCUCAUUUGUGAACUUUUAAACUUUUAACCUACUGAUAGCUACUGAUACAAGUAUAUUUUAUAGCAUACCAUAAUAAUGGUAUACUGGUAUAGCAUUAAAACCAAUACCACCAUACCAGUAUCAACAAAAUAUUGUGAUAAAAAUACUGGUAAACUGCCCAACUUUACUGUCCACAACAGCUCAUCAGUGUGAAUCUUGAUUGCUGUAUUUUGAACCUUUUGUUGUGGUAUAUCAGGGUAUGAUAAUUAUAUCAUUCAACAUUUGUUGCCCUACUUGACUGGUACUCCAAUAAUUAUUGCCUCAUACUUGAGCUGGUACAAACUUGAGACUCAAGGUGUACUAGUCUUAUAGUCUAAAGUACAUAGUACAGAUUUUUGAAAAGUAUUCAUUCAGACAAUAACCUGAAACAACGAGUUGGAACAAGAAGGAUUGACGACAAUUGCGUACCCGACUACUAGAAUCAACUCCAACAUUCCUUUGACCCAUCAGUCCAGUCAGUUUCAUGCCAAGACAUGUCAGAUGUACCUAAGUGUAUAUACUGUUACGUAUACAUGGUUUUGAUUACCUUGGGCAUGGUAUUAGGUCGUAUGGUACCAGCAAAAUGUAACCCUUACAAAAAAGUAUAUAGACCUGGCCUAUUGGCCAACCUAUAGGAAACCUAUAGGUUUUUAUAGGCAAUUGGAACAUUGUAAAUGUCAGUUUGUCAAUAGUGUAGAGCACCUCAAUGGUAUACCUGCAUGAUUGAAUGAACAUUUCUGAUAUAUACAGUAUUCAAUUUUUCAAUAUCCACAUGCAAUCACCUGGGACCGAUUGUUUAAAGGUGGAUCAGCGCUAACCCUGGGUUAAAAUUUAACCCCCUGCUUUGGUUGUGUAUUUUUGCGUGUCUGUUUAUCUCAAAACUUCAGAGAAUAAUGUUGAUCCAAACAAGAUUGCUGAAGAAAUAUUUCCAAAUUUCUAAAUCUGUUUGGGAAUUUCCUCUGAAUUUUAGGCUCAACCUAGGGUUAAGUAAUCAGCUUUCAAACAACUGGAAUCUAACUCCCUUUGGGUUUUUAGAAUCAUGUUUAAUUGUUGAGUGGAAACACGUUGUUUCUGCCUAAACUAUACUUUUUAGUUACAGUAUAUACAAAUUUGUCAUAAGUCGACUGGACUAAAAGAAUUUGUUAUCACACCAAAUCUCAUUACCAGUGCAUAUUAUCCUUUCAUUUACUGCCAACAACUUUAGAGUUAUGCCAAUGUUUUGACAAUGUUAGCUGUUUUAUGUUGAUUGUUGUUACACACUUAUACGGUUUUACCAUAGGUAUCUUAUAUACACUAGAUAGCGCAUCUCUUUUAGUAAAAUUGAAGCCAAGAAUUAACAAGCGGUUACCCCCAUUUGAAUAGAUGGCGGCCAUGUUGGUAGUUCUCACUCGCUAAUAAACGCUUAAGAAACAACGGUACAAUAACUUUCAUAAUUUGAAUAGUUUAAAAAUGUAUUUGGAAUAGGUUGAACUUAAUGUUUAAGUUCCCAGUGUUAAAGAAAUAGAAAACAUACGAAUCUUCUCAUUUCAUGGGAAUAUCCUGAGUCUGCAAUCACGGCUUCAAUUUUUGAAUUGCAGAAUAAUUAGAUGCGCUUUCUAGUGUGUAUAUGUUAUCUAUGGGUUUUACCCCUGCUUUAUUUUUAUUUAGGAACCGUUCAUUAUUUAUACCUUAGGGUGGGGUGGGAUAUUCUUAUAUCAUAUUGAUAUAAUACAUAUAUUAUAUCACAUUGAUAAUAUAUAUACCUGCCCCCUUUAUGAUGCUCUUAAUAAUGAAGACGCCCCUAAAUACUUGUACUGUAUACUGUAUACAUGAUGCAUAUGUUGAAGCCGGUUUUCCACUAGGCGGAAUUUUGCACGCGGAGCGGAGUUUUUCUUUGUCUUUUCUAAUUAGUUCCACCCGAGAAAUCACAAGACAAAGAAAAAUUCGCUUAAUAGAAACCGCACGAUGUGGCACGACAACGUGACGACGACGGCUAUUCAUACAAUGAGAUUCAUAAUAUUUAAGGAAAAAAAGAAUAGUUAAUAUCCCGCGGGCGUUUGAGACGUCAUCCACGGUGUGUUUACAACGGGAAAUUACAGACUUUUACGUCUUGAAUAAAACGCUUGCAUUUCAAGACGCGAGAAGUGAUACUCGGUAAAUUAGCUCAGUACUACAGUAGAGCUCUCUCGACAAUAAAACCACUAUUUCAAACUACUGUAACCAAACAGUAUUAAAUUGAUACAAUCAAUAAUAGUCUGCAGACUUUCUUUUCAAUUGUUUAUUUGAAUGAUUUUAUUCUGGCCGUCGUCGUCACGUUGCCGUCCUACAUCGUCCAUCGUCCUACCGUCGUCACCUACAUGCCGUCCUCUAAUGUCUGACUAUGAAGAAAAUACAUUGUAAGAGCCAGAAUGUUUGUUUGCAUUGAAUUUUACACAAAACGUUUAUAUAUGACAAAAAAUACCCAUUCAGCAGAAAUUUUUAUUUGCAAGAAGCAGGGCUGCAUAUUCUUGGGGUAAUCAAAGGGUCUUAGGGCCAGGGAAGAAAAUCAAAGAAGAGUAAAAAAUGGAAGGGUAGGGGGAAACCAGAGAAAACGUUUCUUUAGCUAAAUUAAUGUUGAUUGUUCAUGUUGGAAAGUAACUUGAAUAAAUAUAAAAAGCUUUACUGCGGAUUGCAAAUUUAAUAAAUAAUAAGCUUAUUUUAGUUAUUUAAUUUAAUUCUUUUUGAUUCCAUCUUGGGAGCAAAGAUACUAUUAGAUACAGGCCGAUGUAGUAGGCUAAAGAUAUGGGGAAAAGAAUCAAAUAUGAAAAGAAGGGGGGGGGGGUGGGAAGAAUCAAAGAUCAUUGAAGAAUAUACACCCCUGGUAAGAUGGUGCUACAAUUUUUGCUUUUGUUUUUUAACAACCCAAGGCUCGAACUAAAGCAAAGACCCUCCUCAUAAGGCAAAGUGAACAUUGUAUUACCCCUCCUCCAUUUUCCCCACCCCACCAUAUAGGGUAUAAAUAAUGUACAGUCACUUAUCACAUUUCCGGUCAUUUGAAGCACUACUGCAUUAGUUAUUGUAAAAUAUGGAAUUAAUGUAAAGUGGAGAGCAGGAUUCUUUGCCAUAGCACAGUAGUGAAUACUGUACUGUAGUUCGCUACAUUUUUAAAACAGUAUAUAUAGCUGUAGCCAUUCAACUACAAAAUUUUGUAAAAAACUGCGGACCUACAGCUUGAGCUUUAUUAAUUUAUAGCUAUAGGUUUAUUUAAAGAAGCUUGGACAUUCACCUUUGGCCAUGAUGUAACUAUACCACUGAUCUGUGUGUAAAUACUGUAUAAAAAGGGUUAGGUUUAAUGGUGGGGUAAUGGUUUUACAUCAGCCAUAAAUCAUAGAAACUCGAAAUAUUGAAAGAAGUGUUUCAAUAUUUUUCAAGCGGGUGUGACCGUCUUUCUCACAGGGUCUCGCCUCCGCUACUCCCCCAUGAGCGGAAGUGAGACACUGGGAACGAGGUUGGCAGAUGCUAACCGUUAACCAAGAUUAUUUAUAACUUUUAGUGAUUUGGUUUAUAUGUUUAAUAUUUCCAGGUUGUGGGGUUAAUCUUAAUAAUACUACCAGUGUACUCCAAAUUUAGCCAGCUACUCACAAGCUGGCCAAUCAUUGGUGGAGCAAUAGCCAGUGGUGUCUUUCUCAUGCUUAUUGCUAUCGCUGGAAUUUAUGGUGCUGCCAGGCAUAAUCAAAUUAUAUUGUUUUUUGUAUCCUUUACGAAACAUUUGUAAUUAUUCAUUAUUAAUAUUAUUCCUCUACAAAUAUUAUAUAAUAAUGCUGCAGCCUAGCCCUCGUUCAGGCCCACCGAGGCUACAGCCAAGAGAGACCAGUUUCAGAAUGUAAGAAAAAAUAGGUGAGAGAGUUUCGAAAUUUUAAUAUAUACUGUAAGGGUUUUAAAAUUCUAAUUUUAAGUAUUUGAAAAACUAGGGGAGGGAUCUCAGUUAUAUUUCAAUACUAAGUAUAUACAAUCUGUUAGACGUAGUCAACAAUCAACAUUUUCUAGCCAAAGUCCAGAAUUGACAAAAUAAAAGUAUAUAUAGGUAAGAUAAGAUAAAAUAAAAAUGUGUUGGGUGAACAUGCAUUUAGUUCUUUUAUAUACUGCCUUGAUUUUUGCAUAAGGGAGCUAAUCUGCUUUUGAUUUAAUCGUGAAAGAUCUAAAAACCCAAGGCUUUAUUACACUACAUCGUGCCUCAAUGUAGUUCGUUCUUCAAUAAUUGAGCAAUAUACCGCGAUGAGAAUUGAAGGAACUUUUAUUUCGUGUUAACUUUCGCCUGCUAUACUGCAGCAUGUAAUUGUCAUUUUUUACCCUCAUACUCGUUUUAUUCUGGGUUCACACUGCGCUGCGUUUUGAGAUUUACUGUGCAUGGCAGCACUGCCAGAAUGGUGGAUUUCACUAUCUAGCCACGAAAUAUAUAGGAGAGUAUUCCUUAACAAAACGUAGUAUAUGAUCAUAUUAAUUCUUAUCUUCAUUCUACUGUUUGCCUUCUCCUGCGCGGCGCUCGCAAUUUCAGAUAAAUAUGAACACACAUUAUUAUCACAUGGCUGGAAUAAUCUUGAUAAUGAAACAAAAGGAAAAUGGGAGAAAUUUGGAAAUUGUUGUGGAUUUGAUAACAAGAGUAGAAGCGUAGCUCAUCCUUGUCAUGGUCAAACUAAAUCUGAGGUAAGAUUAUGCUGCGUGUAACACAACUGUUCUGUAAAUGCGUGCUUCCUUUCUAAAAAGUAAUAUAAUGGAUUUGAAACCAGCAAAUACUAAAUAGAAUAUAAAUUCAAUUUACUCUUCAUAAGUGUGGGGUUAGGUAAUAUUCAGUAAUAAACUAUGCUCGUUUUUGUCUUCCAAAAAAAGAAA
Molecule: messenger RNA, 8123 nt
Organism: Paramuricea clavata
Lineage: Eukaryota; Metazoa; Cnidaria; Anthozoa; Malacalcyonacea; Plexauridae
Source: the annotation of a GenBank genome assembly